AUGAGUAUGGACGCUGGCGGUCUUACUCAAAUGACCUACAACAACAACUUCAAUAAUGGCACUUCCCUCGGUGUCCCGGGCUCUGGCUUCGCUUCACGGGGGAAGGGCUCGCACAUCAAGCGCUUGAGCAUGCCUCCUCAGGUCGCUACCAUUGAUGAGUCCCAAGCUACUGCGCCCUUGGCAACUCCCCGCACUAGCCGUUCGCACCUUUUGGCCGGGCUCCGUACUGCUCCCCGGUCUGCCACCAUCCCCUCCCACCAUCAGCAGCAACACCAGCAGCGCAGCGGCAUGGAUAGCUCCCGAUAUGGUGGUUAUACCAGCCGAGGGAACGACCGUGUCCCACAAACUGCGACGGGAGCUGGAUUCCCGCAGCACGCUUACGUUCAAAGCCAGGGGAUGAAUACCCACCACAGUCGUCCUAUGUACACUAUGCCGGAGCAGGUGCUCGCACCCCCGACUCUUGACAUGGGCGCUGACAAUGGCAUUGAUGAGAACCUGUACGCCGAGCUGAUGUCGACCAACCUCUUCCUGGCUGCACAGCAGCAACGUCUACAACAGCAGUUGAUCAGCGUCACCGCUGCUGCGCAGCAGUUCCAGGGCCUCAACUUGGGGGGAAUGGCUCUUCCUCAACAGCAGCCCAUUCCUACGCUUGCAAUGGGUGCUGGCAUGGGUUUCUAUCAGCAGCAGCUUCAGCAGGGCGUGCAGCCGAUUGUGCAGCCUGUCCCUGGACAGCCUGGCUGGUUCUCCGUCUACAACCCUCUCACCGGUCAACAGAGCUAUAUCAUGGACAACAGCUUCCAGGAUGACGGUCUGUCCCACGGCUAUGCCGAGAACUAUUCGUCUGGUCAACAGGUUCCUCAGUUCCGUGCUGAGAUCUCUCCGCCAGCCGAAUCUGUUUUAUCCCCGAUUCAGUCCUCUCAGCCGGUCUCCCCACUUAGUGGCACCCCGUCUCCCCCUGCCGAGUCUUCUGCUUUCCGUCGCAACAACCGAAAGGGCGCGCUGUUUAACCCGACGCUCAAGACCAACAUUGACACUACCAAGGCGAACAUUGGAACUGGUCCUCGAUCUGCUGUGCUUCCUCCUACCCCGGCGACUGGAACAUUCGGUCCCGGCCAGGCCCGUGCGGGUGAGCAUCCCAUCCGUCAGCCCCGUGGACCGCCCUCGCUUGAGGAUCUCGUGGCCAAGCCAACCUCGAAGCAUGAGGGAAGCAAGAACUUUGCAACUCGCCAGCGGCGCCGUGCCGUUCACAAUCUAGUCCGUGCUGGUAUUGAGCGUCGAGGCGAUACUCGCAGCUUCGGAUACAGCAGCGGUGGUACCAACACUCCCGCCAGUGAAAAGGAGUUCACUUUCUCCGAUGGCGAUGAUGCCACAGUUCGCAGCGGCAGUCUCUCUAGCAAGCCUAGCUUGGGCAGUCUUCGGGCUGCGGCCAAUGGUGCUAUUGGAUCUGAGCGUAAGGAGAAGACCGGCAGGGAGCGCAAGUCCCCCGAUAGCGCUUUCCACAACGUCACCCCAACCAGUGAGGACGGCUACUUUGGGUCCAGGUUCUCGGACACUGUCUCAUCCCCGACGUCUGUCACUACCUCUCCCUCUGUGGCGGCCGUCGUUGCGGGCCAGGGGCAGGCUACACAAGCACCUGAACGCCGUAAGACGCCAAUGCUUGUGUUGUCCAGCGCUGAAAAGCGCAAGACCCUUUGA
Molecule: messenger RNA, 1695 nt
Organism: Penicillium daleae
Lineage: Eukaryota; Fungi; Ascomycota; Eurotiomycetes; Eurotiales; Aspergillaceae
Exons: 1
Coding region: 1-1695 (564 amino acids)
Source: RefSeq, a predicted model, not a curated record